This is a messenger RNA of Clonostachys solani, 252 nucleotides long. NCBI's taxonomy places the organism in Eukaryota, Fungi, Ascomycota, Sordariomycetes, Hypocreales, Bionectriaceae. The record is from the annotation of a GenBank genome assembly.
AUGUCUUCAAGAGAGAACGGUCCAAAGUUGCCGGGUGUUCAGGGACGGCAGUAUGUGGUGAAAAGUGAGGAGGACUGGUGGAGGGAGUGGAAAGAUGCCAUUAGGUUCGCAGUGGCGACGCAGAAGAAGGGCUGGAUCACGGUGGAGGAUAAGCUCGAGGCGCUCAUGGAGGGGACGCAGCAUGUCGGUUCACGACCUGAGUGGGGAGAACAGUAUGUGUAUUCGAGCCAGGAAUCUAUUAGCAAGGUAUAA